AUUGUCUUAUGGGCUAUGGGCCCAGAGGAGCUGUGGUCCAUUGAAACGAGAGAGAGAGAGAGAGAGAGAGUAGUGGGCAUUGGGCAAAAUAGAAUAUCCAAACUAUCUCCCCGUCCUUUUUAUUCCUUCCCUCUUUCUCCCCUUCUCUUCCUUUCUUCGUUCCAUCCCACGAAAGUCUCCUGUGGAAGCAUUCUCAAAUGUAAAAGUUCUCCCCAAUUCACGCCUUUCUUACACGGUCUUUCAUUGCCGACUUUGGAGAUGAAUAAAGAACGGCAACCAGAGCCUCUGGAUUUCUUCAUUUGGACUGUUGAGGAUGUUGGUUUGUGGUUGGAAGAGAUAAACCUUGGUAGCUAUCGCCAAAUUUUUGAAGAUAAUGGUGUCAAUGGAGAGUACUUGGAGAGCUUGUCUAUGUUCACCACUGAACAAAUCCUCCGGUUUAUAAGGAGGUGCCACAUGAAAUGGGGUGACUUCAUCACACUUUGCAAGGAACUCAGACGCAUUAAAGUGGCUUGCUUGAAAGGGGAGCAAGAAAUACGGCGACCAUGGUGGGCUCCAUCCUGCCUCUCAGCAGUUUUUGUUAAGGUGGCAAAGCGCAAUAGACAGUCUAGAGUUGUUUCAUUAAAGCUGGAACCAUGAUGCAAAUGUGGUUUGUAUAAACCUUAUAUUCCAAGCUUGUGUCCUCUUUUUCUCGGUUCCCUUUCUGCUAAUCUUCUCCACCUUCUGGUCAAAGGGGUAGAGAAAAGGAAGAGAAAAUGAAAAAGUGGUCUGCUGAACUUGAAGAGCAGAACAAUAUGACGAACCAAGGAGAUUGCGGUUGAUUUAUAUAAAUAUGCUUUAAACAUUAUCAUGUUACAGAUUCUGAGUUUCUGCUGGAAGUUCUCAAUUAAGAAUUCAGUAAUUGAAGGAUUGAUUAACAGAAUUAAUGUUUAUCAUCAACUGUGUAUCCUGGCAGAUGGAUCGCAGUAACUGGGAGAACAAAUUUUUGCCUCUAUCUCGGAUCAUCACAGGAUGAUAUUGUAUUGAUCAUUUGGUUUAGAAAUUUGUAUCAAAUUUUACAUUGUUUCCCAUUCGCCUCUGUAGACUUGAACUCAGAAAAGAAUCCUGCUUUCUUGGGUUUA
Molecule: messenger RNA, 1118 nt
Organism: Nelumbo nucifera (sacred lotus)
Lineage: Eukaryota; Viridiplantae; Streptophyta; Magnoliopsida; Proteales; Nelumbonaceae
Molecular function (GO): protein binding
Source: RefSeq, a predicted model, not a curated record